AUGCAGCCCAUGCAUGACAAUGACCACGUACCAAGCUCCCCGCAGGCUGCUGCGCCCGCUCCUAUCAGCACCGACACCACCCUUGCUGUCUACAUGGACUCGAUCCGCACCGUCGUCGCUCCUCCACUUCUUCCUACUCUGCGGCGGCGUCGGCAUGCCGUUCCCCUCGACUUCACCCCGCGCAGGAGUGAUCAUCUCGCCAAGGCCGAUCGUGGGCUGAACUCGGAGAUGAAGGCCAAGCGAGUUCUCUUGCGGCGUCUGGGCCUCUUGCAGGAUGACGAGGUCAUUUCAAACGCAACCCUGAACAAAUAUGCCAAGCUCUUCGAGCGCCCGCUCGCUGUCGAUGUGAUCCAGAAUGUGUGUGGCUUGAACUCCGGAGCCAAGUGCACCACUGUCUGUAGUGUCGUCGCCUCCGACAUGCCUUCCAUCAUCUGCCUCCAAGAGACCGAGCUCGCCCUCGUCAUGCUGUCGCUUGUGGUCGAAGCGCUCGGGCCUUCCUUUGAUGGCUUCUUCUUUCUACCCGCGGUCAAGACCCGUGGGGGCAUUCUGCUGGCUUGGUGUAGCUCCGUGAUUUCCGUGUCCAACCCUUCCUAUGGCUCCCACCACAUCUCGGCGGCGCUCGCUGGAGACCGGCACUGGUGGCUCACUGGAGUCUACGGGCCUCAAAGCGACCCCGAGAAGAUGCAAUUCCUGGCAGAUCUGCAAGAGGAGCGGGCUAACUGCGCUGGUCCCUGGGUCCUUGGCAGCGACUUUAACAUGAUUGCUUCCCCCGCCGACAAAAACAACCCGCGCCUUAACUUGCGCAUGCUUCGGCGUUUCCGGCGGUUCAUGGCUGAUUUGGAGUUGCGUGACCUCUACCUCCACGGUUUCCGGUAUACUUGGUCCAAUGAGAGGGAUAACCCCACGCUUGUCCGGAUUGACCGGGUGCUUUGCACCCUCGCGUGGAACGAGGCCAAGCCGCACUGUCUUCUUUGUUGCCUUUCCUCGGCUGCCUCCGACCACUGCCCCCUCAUGGUGGAUUGCACCGCGAGUUCUCCCGGGCCGCGCCGGUUUCACUUCGAGAGAUUCUGGCCUAAAAUGGAGGGCUUCCAGCAAGUUGUGGCUGAUGGCUGGGUGGAGGAGUCCCAGGAGCCGGACCCCUUCAGGCGCAUUUUCCUUCGGCUUCGUUCCACCGCUCGGCACCUGCAGCGCUGGAGCGCUAGAUCCAUUGGGAGCAUUUCCCUCCAACUCCAGGUCGCCCGUGAUAUUAUUGCGCGCUUCGACGCUGCCCAAGACUCCCGGCCUCUCUCCACUUCAGAAUCGUGGUUUCGUCACCGCCUCAAGUGUGCCUAUCUCGGCCUUGCGUCCAUCGAGCGUUCGAUUCUGCAUCAGCGCGUCCGCCUCUCGUGGCUCCGCAGCGGCGAGGCUUCCUCUGCCUUUUUGCGCAUCCAUGCCGUCCAGCGCAAGCAAAAGAACAGGAUCCUCUCGCUCCGCUGUGGCGAUGAGGUCAUCACCGGGGCAUGCGACCUCUCUCGGGCCGCGUACGAGCAUUUUUCGGCCAUCUUGGGGACCGCCGACGCGCGCGUCUUCUCCCUCCGUCCCAACUCAAUCGAUCCCAGGCAUUUCGACCUCUCAGUGUUAGACUGCCCUUUCUCCAAGGACGAGGUCUGGCAGGCCAUUAAACUGCUGCCUACCGGCAAGGCGCCGAGCCCAGAUGGCUUCUCGGCGGAGUUCCUCCGGCACUGCUGGGACACGGUCAAGGGAGACCUCAUGGAGGCGUUUGAUAAGUUCUAUCAUAUGAAUGGUCGCGGUUUCCAUUGCCUGAAUGAAGCCUUCAUCACCCUCCUCGCGAAGCGCCCCAACGCCUCUUCUCUGUCUGACUACCGGCCGAUUAGCCUGAUUCAUCUGGUUGCCAAACUUGUUGCCAAAGUUCUCGCCCUGAGGCUCGCCCCGCGGCUUGGGGAGCUUCUUUCGGUCAACCAGAGUGCUUUCAUCGCCGGGCGCUGCAUCCACGACAAUUUUAUGCUGGUUCAGCACACAGCGCGCCACCUUCACCAGGCCGGUGCCCACCGGGUCCUUCUCAAGCUCGACAUCUCCAAGGCAUUCGACUCCGUCUCUUGGCCCUUCUUGCUCGAGAUCCUUCCCCACCUCGGCUUCAGUCGGAGAUGGUGCGAGUGGGUGACCAUCCUGCUAUCUACGGCCAGCACGCGUGUCAUCAUGAACGACUCGCUGGGGCCGCCGAUUCUCCACGCCAAAGGACUACGGCAGGGCGACCAGACUUUUGGCGAGGCUUCUGGUCUUCACUCCAACAUGGCUAAAUCUUCGGCCACCCCCAUCCGGUGCUCUCCAGAGGAGAUCGAGAUCGUGGCUAGUGAGCUGGAGUGUCCCAUCACCUCCUUCCCUUUGAUCUACUUGGGCCUCCCCUUGUCGCUCCGCAAGGUGCCAGCCUCUGCCCUUCAGCCCAUGGUCGAUCGCAUGGCAACAAAAUUGUCCACUUGGCGCGCUUCGAUGCUGUCCAGGGGCGAGCGCCUUGCCCUUGCCCGACAUGUGCUCUCCGCCAUGCCGACUCACAUCAUGAUGGCCAUCGCCCUGUCCGUGCCUACCCUCAAGCAGAUCAAUCGGAUCAUUUCCUCUGGCACGGCCGCCGCGAUGCCUCCGCUGGACAUUGCCUGGUCAACUGGCAGAAGAUGGGGCAGCGCACUGCAGCAGCUGUCCCAGUAG
Molecule: messenger RNA, 2700 nt
Organism: Aegilops tauschii subsp. strangulata
Lineage: Eukaryota; Viridiplantae; Streptophyta; Magnoliopsida; Poales; Poaceae
Source: RefSeq, a predicted model, not a curated record